AUGGCGGCGACCACGGCAGCUCUGGUGCCGCCGCCGCGGGAGGCCGGCGACUCGGCGGCCACGCCCCCGGGCGCCGCCGCCGCCGCCGCCGCCUCCGCCGCCUCCGGCAAGUCCAGCAAGUUCUGCAUCGAGGCGCUGCUGUCGCGCGACGAGGACGUGGACAACAACAACCUCCUGGGGCGGCGCGGGGGCGGCGCGAGCGACGACUCGGCGGCCAGCCUCAGCCCCCCCAUCUCGCCCGGCUGCGAGGACCGCCCCCGGCCGCCGCCGCCGACCGCCGCCGGCUCGCACAUCGUGCCGCGGCCGGGCCUGCUGCCCCCGGGGCUGUUCGCCGCCGCGCACCAGCCGCCGCCGCCGCAGCUGUACGCGUACCCGUUGCUGCCGGGCUCCGCCUCCGCCUUCCACCCGCUGGAGGCGGCGCGCGCCGGCGCCGGGGGCGGCGCGCCGCUCAGCCACCAGCACCUGCAGCACAUGCAGCUGGAGUGGCUGGCCCGCGCGGGCAUGCUGUACCCGCGCCUGCCCGAUCUGGCAGAAACCCGCGCGACGCGGAGUGUAAACGGAGCUGUGUUGUCGGUGGUCGCAGGCUGCGGACCGCAGCACGCGCUCCUGGGCAAGACGCGCCGGCCGCGCACCGCCUUCACCAGCCAGCAGCUGCUGGAGCUGGAGAAGCAGUUCCGCCAGAACAAGUACCUGUCGCGGCCCAAGAGGUUCGAGGUCGCCACCAGCCUCAUGCUCACCGAGACGCAGGUGAAGAUCUGGUUCCAGAACCGGCGCAUGAAGUGGAAGAGGAGCAAGAAGGCGCAGCAGGAGGCGAAGGAGAAGAGCGAGGCGGACAAGCGAGGCGGGAAGACGGAGGGCAAGACGAAGGAGGCGGCGGAGCAACGCGACUCGGACGACGUCAGCAGCAGCGGCGCGCAGGCAGCGCAUUCUAGCGGCGGCAACUCGAGGAACGCCAGCCCCUCCCCGCCGAGCGACGCGGCGACCGCUGCGCAUGCGCCCGAGCCGCCGCCCCUCCCGCGGCUGCUCGCGCAACAUCACCACCACCACCUGGGGCAGCACCGGCGCCUCGGCCUGCAAGAUGGUGGCGAGCCGCUCUACAGGCCCUAUGUCGUCUAACGGCGCAACUGCUCCCGCCCGGGCGGAUCCAGGGCUCCCGUGCUCCCGCAAGUGCGUGCGCGAGGACGUUUCACAGCGGCAGACUCCAAGCACGCCUCGUUUAAAGUCCUGUCUCCAUUAACAAGCGAGCCAGGACCGAAGCGUUAAUCCAUUGUCACGCCAUGGGUUGCUCCCACUGCUGCUAAAACUUCCGCACAGUUUUUUUGUUGAAUAUUCUUUCGGCCGCUUUUCGUAUAGUGGACGUUGCAGAUC
This is a messenger RNA of Bacillus rossius redtenbacheri, 1368 nucleotides long. Its product is annotated as motor neuron and pancreas homeobox protein 1-like. The transcript has 3 exons. NCBI's taxonomy places the organism in Eukaryota, Metazoa, Arthropoda, Insecta, Phasmatodea, Bacillidae. The record is from RefSeq and is a predicted model, not a curated record. The coding region runs from base 1 to 1116 and encodes 371 amino acids. Gene Ontology annotation, biological process: regulation of DNA-templated transcription; neuron projection morphogenesis; spinal cord motor neuron cell fate specification. Gene Ontology annotation, molecular function: DNA-binding transcription factor activity, RNA polymerase II-specific; sequence-specific double-stranded DNA binding. Gene Ontology annotation, cellular component: nucleus.